This is a messenger RNA of Lithohypha guttulata, 1953 nucleotides long. RefSeq lists its product as uncharacterized. The coding region runs from base 1 to 1953 and encodes 650 amino acids. The record is from RefSeq and is a predicted model, not a curated record. The transcript has a single exon. NCBI's taxonomy places the organism in Eukaryota, Fungi, Ascomycota, Eurotiomycetes, Chaetothyriales, Trichomeriaceae.
AUGGCGCCGUAUGUACCUCCUCAAGAGCCUUCGUCUUACCGAGAUGAUCCAGAAAGACAACCGCUGAGCGAUGAUGACAACGAAGAUGCUCAAACCACACGAGAUUUGCAUUUCCGUUCGUCUUCUGAAACUUCAGAACAUGGACUGCCUGUACCUGCUUGGCUGAGACCGAAUGCGAAAUCGUCUGGGUUGGGCUGGGUGCCACAGCCUCUAAAGAGAGCAGGUAAGGCAGUCGCGACCUGGGUCAAAGGGCCGCAACCUCCGCGCGAGCUCAGAAUUGAGCCACUCCUUCCGAGAGUACAAGAAAUACCAAUAAGACUGCUCGAUCGUUAUGUGCCGAAGCGAAAACACAGAGCAUGCCUCCUCAUAGCCUUCUUGUCAGUAUGGUUCACGAUAUGGUCAGUCAUGCUCAAACACAAGGCUGGCACGGGUGAAAUAAAGGGCUACGGCAAGCCUUCAAACAUCUGGUGUGGUGCAACGUGGUGGGAAGGCGGUAACAGAUGUGGUCUUAAUGGGAACAAUUGUCGUCCUUUCUCGAAUCAAUACCUCGCCUUUCGGUGUCCUGCCAAUUGUGGUGAAGCGCUACAGUACAACAGAUACGUUGUGGGCAACGAGACCAUUCAAUUCGAGCAGCAGGUGAUCGGUGGGCCGAAGAAGAGUGAUCCUGAUUCCCCAGCCGUCUAUCGUGCCGACAGCUUCAUAUGCCAGGCAGCUAUUCAUGCAGGCGCGAUAUCCAACGACGGCGGCUGUGGUGUCGCAUUGCUUGUUGGGUCAGACUCACACUACGAGGCAUCUGAACGGCACGGCAUCAAGAGUCACGGCUUUCCCUCAGAUUUCCCACGGUCCUUCAUGUUCCCAGAGCUGAAAGAGAGCCAGAAACAAUGUCCUUCCGGCUCACGUUGGGACAUCUUCGCCGUCACUGCUGUUGCUCUGGUGAUCCUUGGUCUGUUCACAACUUCACCUGCAGUGUUCUUCUGGGGCACGUUCAUUGUCCUUAUGUUCCAUGUUGGGCUUGUCUCCGAUCCACCAAACCAACCUGAUUUCUAUGAGCUGCUCAGCACCCUCAUGUCUCGAUUGCUGCCGGCCUCGUUCGUCGCUGCGAUCAUGUACAGAUGGUGUGCAAGACCUCUUCUGACCGAUCUUACUGCUCAGGUCGAGAAAGUCGUACUCUAUCUUGGUUUCUGCUUUUUGGGUGCCCUAAACAACUAUACUUUUGCUCCUCUGAUACCUAUUGGAAGACUUACACCUCACGAUCUGGCACAACCUGGAGCCGGCUUCGCUCUUGCUAUUAUUGUUGCAAUCGUCCUCGUCAUUAUCAUUACACAAAUUCAUUGGAUACGUAUAUCUGGCAACCUUCCACGAUACCUGGCUGUAUAUGGACUGAUGGCUUUGACUUUGAUUAUUCUCGUAUCUUUACCUGGCUUGCGACUGCGUAUACAUCACUACAUUCUCGGUAUGAUAUUCAUGCCAGGUACUGCCUUUAGGGUACGACCCAGUCUGGCUUAUCAGGGUCUGCUACUCGGUUUUUUCAUUAACGGUGUGGCUAGAUGGGGAUUUGCUUCCAUAGUGGAGACACCUGCUUCUCUUGGUGAAGGUCCUAAUGGUCAUGGCGGAUCAUCCUGGUGGGGAGCAACCUCGCCCAAUAUCACGGCGAGCAUUGGUCGUGAUGGUGAAGUGAUUACUUUCAAUUGGGAUCAUUUGCCAGCAGAUACUGGCAUCGAUGGUGUUAGCAUCUUGAUCAAUGAUGUUGAACGGUGGCGUGGCUAUCUAGACAACGAGCUCUUCUAUGAGCCGGAUCAGGUCACAAUGACUCGAAGGUGGCGGACGAAGAAUGAGACGGAAUUUUAUAGAUUUGCUUGGAUGAACGGAAACAAUGCUGGCAGGUAUACCAGGCCAGCUAUAUGGGAUGCAAACGGCACAUGGCACGAUGCACCUAGGGUACGAGGACAAUAG